Papaver somniferum (opium poppy) is the source of this 3676-nucleotide messenger RNA. RefSeq lists its product as uncharacterized. The transcript is spliced from 2 exons. The record is from RefSeq and is a predicted model, not a curated record. The coding region runs from base 224 to 2938 and encodes 904 amino acids. Lineage: Eukaryota; Viridiplantae; Streptophyta; Magnoliopsida; Ranunculales; Papaveraceae.
GGUUAGAAGAGGGUUGCUACAUUAGCAGAGAGUCUGUAAUUGAAACAUUAAGCAAAUUAUUAAUCAAAUUAGAACUGUGUUCUUCUUAGGCUGUGUUCUUUGAACUCAGAGGCUUGAUUCUCACGAAUCAAGAGAGGUUUAUCCUCAAUUUAUCAUUCCAAUCCUGUCAUUGUACUUAGGUACAUGACAAUUGGUAUCUAGAGCCGUUUUUUCCUAAGAAAUCAUGGUUGAUGAGAUGAAUUUACAGGAGGAAAAAUGGGUAUGUAUGAAUGGGAAAUUGGUACCCAUAGUGAAGUUGGAACGACUAGCAACGGAGGAUUUAAACACUUGUCGAUGGUGGUAUCGGUUUUACAUGGAAAAGAGUAUAUCUCCAGAUCGAGAGAAAUCCAUUCGGAAGUGGUCAAAAUUGAUGAACAAGACAUUGAAGAAGUUGACAUCAAUCAUAUUUAUUAGGUAUACUUCUUCAGCUCAUCAGCCUCCUUGCAGAGUGAAAGUCGCUGCAUCAGCUGUUGAUGAAUUUUCAGAAUUGAUUCCCACUUUUUUCUUUGAAGAAGUUUCAACUGUGGUUAACUUAACUCCUUCAGCUAUCGACGAAGAAGAGGAUUCUCUCAAUUCAGGGUUGAUUCCUUCAAUUUUCCUUGAUGGAAAGAAUGAUUUGUCUGUUGAUCAGAGUUUUCCGUUUGAUAAAGUGGCUAAAUCUGAUGUUUUCGAAGGAAAUAGGUUAAGUGAAUUCCAAAUUUGGGAAGUACAGCAGCUAAGAAACAAUGGCCUGACUGAACUAAUUUUGAGAAAUGGCGUCCAAAUUUUCUCUGAGGCCUAUGAAAAUGUUCACUGUUUGACCAAGUUACUCUUUUUCUACAGCAAAUUUCUAGGAAUGUCUUGUUUUCACUUCCAACUUGAUGCUUCUCGCUUGUUAUUCGAUCGGGGUCUUAGAAUUCUCCAUGUUGCUGAAAUUGGUGGUGCAUGGAAUUUGGUUGCUGCGUUUUCAGAGGGAAAUAGAUUUUUGUUUCUUUUAUUGGUUAGAGUGGUGAGCUUUAACAUGGCACCUAAAUGGUUUGCUCAAGUGCUGAGUAUGAUGGGAGAAGAAAUUUUUUUCUUACAGCUCAAAUAUGGGUUGCUUCAGCUGAAGUAUGUUUUGCCUGAUGCAAUUUUUGGUUGUAGGUUUGAGUCCUUGGUUGUUGGUUUUAUUCGACUCCUUAAAGAAGUAUUUAACCCAGCAUAUACUUCAUUUAUCCUAUAUCAUGAGGUGCACCAGUCCAGGGUUAUCAUUGACCGACAAGACAGCAAUGUGCACCAGAUUCUUUUGAAAAAGUUUCGCAAAUUUUCAGUGCUUAUAUUCUCAGUUCACACAUAUGUUAGCACUCGUUUAUAUCAUGCAAGAAUUGAUACUUUUCAGCAAUCUCCAUUACUUACUUCUGAAACAUUUUGGAGGUUUCUGAUUCAAGAGGGAGUUAUAAUGACAGUUGGGCGUUUAAAGUGGAGUUAUCUGCAUACUUUUUGUCCUGUUGGGUAUUUUCAGAAUCAAGUUACCUAUAUACUGAUGUGGGUGGCCUUUUUUAAAUGGAAAUACAAAUUGUACUUUACGGGCUUAUGGAGUGCACUGAAUGUUAGUGAGAGACAUUGUAAGAUGUUUGUGGGAGUUUACUUCUCUCUUGCCAGGCUUGUGAGCUCAUAUUGUACCUCAGCUGGCAAUGUUUUCUUACAAAAGCUUAAAGUUGAAGGUGUCCAGGUAUUUCUGAACUCUAUCGUAAGCACUGGUCCCUUCUACCUGCACUAUGCUCACUAUGAACUAUAUGGGUGUAUUCACCUAUGGAUUUCGAAGGGUGGUAAUUGUUUUUCUCUCUACUUUGUUUACAAUUGUUACUUAUUUGAUCGUGGUAAGGGGUUUGAUCGAUCUCUUCUGGAUUCUUACAAUGAGACAUCUGUGUAUGAGUUUGUUUUCGAACGCGGGUACCAACUGGAGUUGGUGUUGGCAUCCUUGAUCAUGUUUUUAAUUGUGCUAUGGUUUAUUGAAGCUGAGAACAGUAGUAAUAGUGGUUUCUACUUGCUUGUGCUUUGGUCUCCAUCUGAAGUAUGUGGAAGACUGGCGACUCACGAGAGAAUUAUAUUGCUAGUUAUGCAGUCCGUUUGUAGUUCUUUGCAAGCAUUUUUCCCUACCUGGUAUUUUACUCGUUGCUGCAAGGACAUACCAGCUUUAUCCAACUUGGAUUCGAGUGAAUAUUACCCUGGUAUAUGGAAGUUUUUGUCAAAUGGUGAUUCUCAUAUCAAUGAGGUACUGGUAUUCACGCAUGUGAUGAGGAGAGUUGCUGAGAUUCUCGAGCACUUGCAGUUUAAUGGUUGGCUUACAGUCAAGGGUUACAUACGUAGUGAACUUUUGGGAGGUAGAAUAAUGGUGGGGAACUUCGCUUAUCUCGUUGUAUCUGAAGUCAAUACUGUGUUUGCAACUGUGCCGGAGCUCAGGAAUCUUCCACCAAGGGUAGACAACACCGUACAAGUUCAGAGUGGAGCUUACGAAAAUUUCACAGAAGAGGAGCUCAGGGAAAUUCCAAUUUCCUUAGUGUCAGGUACACUUUGCAAUGAGGAUUCUGCCAUGAUUGGUUUUUGUCCUUGUGUUAUGCGCGACUUAUAUCAUGGUGCUACUAUAAACUUUUUUCUGUGGUGUAUCCACCACCAAAAGGGUUGUAUCCAGUUGGAGACUUCUGAAGGGUUAAAGAACAUUCAGUUCGGACUCGCGAUGUUUCAAGAUCCUACUGUGCUAAUGUUCGUGGUAUCCUUGAUGUGGGUUUUAUUGAGGAUAUACUUGAUAACAAAUGGUGAUACUAAUCUCACCUGUGUACUGAAGAUCUGUAUCCCAGUUCAAGGGUUGCUGCUAUUAUAUAUAUCAAGCUGGGAGUUGUGCAGAUUUAGUCAUUGUACCUUGCAGUUAAGUGGUCCGUGAGUUCCGGGUCAGAAUUGGAUUUAUGGUCAGAGGAACACAAGUUCAGUACACAUUGAAGUAGAGACUUCCAAGUUUGUCAUAGUAUUCAACUAUGUGCUACAUUUUUCCCUGGUAUACGAAGUCAUGAAGAUAAGGGGUAAUGAGCACUCAAGAGUUCACUCCACUGGUUCGUUUUCAGGGAGUAAUUACAACUUGGAGAUUAACAGGGUGUCUAAAAAGAGGGCAGUGGACGGCUGGGCUUGAUGUGAAGGUGUUUAUGGGCCUCACAUGGGUUUUCACUUUUCAGUGGCAUUGUAGGUUCGGGUCUUCUGAUGGAAUUUCUGAUGCGUGCCUCUCCAACUUUCAUAGUAAUUCACCCUACUCUCAUCCUUGAGGACAAGGAUGUUUCCGAGGGGAGUGGAAUGUCCGGGUCUUCUGAUGGAAUUUCUGAUGCGUGCCUCUCCAACUUUCAUAGUAAUUCACCCUACUCUCAUCCUUGAGGACAAGGAUGUUUCCGAGGGGAGUGGAAUGUCAUGUGUCCGAAGGUGCCCCAUAUCGUAUUCGCGUCUGUCCUUAGUAAUAAUGGUACUUCGUAUAAUUAGUAGUUAAUUCUCGGUGUAACCGGUGGCUAUGAUGUGACCACCUGGAGCGUUGCUAGAUGUUAGAUAUUAGGUUAGAAGAGGGUCUCUACAUUAGCAGAGAGUCUGUAAUUGAAACAUUAAGCAAAUUAUUAAUCAAAUUAGAACUGUGUUCUUCUUA